ACGCAUGUCGGUGCGCUGCGCUCCCGAUAGAUGGUGCAAGUCAAAAUGUCCAAAUCGCCCGUAGAGCCUCUGUCUGCUGUGGAAACCGGCUCGCAGUCGCAUUAUUUUCAGCUGCCCAGGAAGUUGCCUAAACGCAAGAGCCGCUUCAAACGCUCCGAUGGCAGCACAUCUUCAGACACGACAUCCAGCUUCAUCAAACGUCAGGGGUCAGCUGAUUCGUAUACCAGUAGACCGUCGGAUUCAGACCUGUCAGCCGAGGAGGACCGCGAGGCGUAUCGGCGUGAAGCCGAACGCCAAGCACAACAGCAGCUCGACAGAGCUAAGUCCAAAUCUGUAGCAUUUGCAGUAAAGACAAAUGUGAGUUACUGUGGAGCUCUGGAUGAGGACUGUCCUGUCCAAGGAGCUGCAGUCAAUUUUGAUGCCAAAGACUUCCUGCACAUCAAAGAAAAGUACAACAAUGACUGGUGGAUCGGGCGGUUAGUGAAAGAGGGAGCGGACAUCGCCUUCAUCCCCAGCCCUCUACGACUGGAAGCAAUGAGACUCAAACAGGAGCAGAAACAGAGGAAAACAGGAGGCAAUUCCUCGAGUUUGGGUGACAUGGUGACCGGGAGCUGGAGGACCACACCGCCAUCUGCAGGUGAAUCUAAACAGAAGCAAAAACAGGAACAUGUCCCUCCCUAUGACGUGGUGCCCUCUAUGAGGCCGGUUGUCCUCGUGGGACCAUCACUGAAGGGCUAUGAGGUGACAGACAUGAUGCAGAAAGCUCUUUUUGACUUUUUGAAACACAGAUUUGAGGGAAGAAUCUCAAUCACGCGAGUAACUGCCGACCUGUCCCUAGCCAAGAGAUCCGUCCUCAACAAAAGACCCAUAAUGGAGAGAUCCAACACCCGCUCCAGCCUUGCCGAGGUUCAGAGUGAGAUUGAGAGGAUAUUUGAGCUUGCCAAAACCCUGCAGCUAGUGGUUCUGGACGCAGACACCAUCAACCAUCCCGCACAGCUCGCCAAAACCUCCCUCGCUCCUAUCGUCGUCUACGUUAAAGUGUCCUCACCAAAGGUGCUGCAGAGGCUGGUCAAAUCCAGGGGAAAGUCUCAGAGCAAGCACCUGAAUGUGCAGAUGAUGGCUGCAGACAAACUCUCUCAGUGCCCCCCUGAUAUGUUUGAUGUCAUUUUAGAUGAGAACCAGCUAGAAGAUGCUUGUGAGCAUUUGGCCGAGUACCUGGAUGUCUACUGGCGCGCCACCCACCUGCCAGGAAACACUCCUCUUAACCCCUUACUGGAGCAGAGUCUGAUGACCCCGCCCUCUGCCGUCUCCAGCCUGCAGAACCAGAACCAGGCGCAGCCUCGAGAGGCGGUGGGCUUGAAGGGUGACGAAGAGGAGGAGGCUGGUGAGGAGGCGCUCUCUCCCCUGGAGCAGGACAGUCUCAUGCCAUCCGACGAGGCCAGCGACUCCCUGUCCCGCGGCCGCAGGGGGAGCCCUUUACACAUGGGGGUUGAGGAGGAAGAGGAGGAGGACGUGGAGGAGGAGGAAGAGGAGGAUGAAUAUGCCUCCCCCUGCCACGGCCGCACAUACAGGGACAUGUACCCCCCUCGCCGUGGGCAUCCAGGCAGCGCCCACAGUGCCAACGGGCACGAGUCUCAAGACAGGCUGCUCCAGCGCGAAGCUCAGCAGGGUCACAACCAGAGGAUCAACCGGCAGCGCAGCCGCCCCUGGCCCCGAGACAACUACUGAAAUAAGCCCCGCCCCCUUCUAGCCUCCAGGUCAACAUCAAGUCCCGCCCCCCAAGGCCCCUGACAGUCACACGGUCCUAAACAAACUAUUUAAAGGUGGCAAAACUCGUCCAAAAUCAGCUCUAAACGUU
Nematolebias whitei (Rio pearlfish) is the source of this 1858-nucleotide messenger RNA. RefSeq names its product calcium channel, voltage-dependent, beta 3a (gene cacnb3a). NCBI's taxonomy places the organism in Eukaryota, Metazoa, Chordata, Actinopteri, Cyprinodontiformes, Rivulidae. Gene Ontology annotation, biological process: regulation of voltage-gated calcium channel activity; neuromuscular junction development; chemical synaptic transmission. Gene Ontology annotation, molecular function: protein binding; high voltage-gated calcium channel activity. The record is from RefSeq and is a predicted model, not a curated record. The coding region runs from base 31 to 1728 and encodes 565 amino acids. The transcript has 14 exons. Gene Ontology annotation, cellular component: voltage-gated calcium channel complex.